AUGCAGACCUUCGCCACCGCCAUCACCUCGUUCCUCCUCUCCGCCCUCGCCAUCCAGACCGCCAGCGCCGGAGGCAUCGUCGUCACCCCAGUCUUUGCCAACCAGGUCGUCCCCAAGGUCAGAGGCGACUGCGCCUGGGGCGUCGUCACACCACAGGGCUGCGCACCUCUCCGGAGCUGA
This is a messenger RNA of Microdochium trichocladiopsis, 180 nucleotides long. RefSeq lists its product as uncharacterized. NCBI's taxonomy places the organism in Eukaryota, Fungi, Ascomycota, Sordariomycetes, Xylariales, Microdochiaceae. The transcript has 2 exons. The record is from RefSeq and is a predicted model, not a curated record. The coding region runs from base 1 to 180 and encodes 59 amino acids.